AUGAAUGAUCCUAUUAAAAGAGAUUUGACAAAUCUUUUUUUAGAAAAACGAGAAAUUGCAAAAGAAGAAAUAGACCCUCGAAAAAAUUGGUUAAAGAGAAUAUUGUUGAAUAAUAACACGAACGAUUUAAGGAUGUUUUUAAAGGCUAGCGAAUUAAAAACAAAAGAAGGUGAUUAUUGUAUGACAUGUAAAAGUAAUGUGAAAUUAUUAUUAUAUUUGAAUACAAAAAAGAAUUAUUGUCAUUUAUGUGAAGAAAUUUUUUGUGGUUAUUGUGUAAAAAGUAUAGAUUUUAUGAAAGACGAAAAAGAGAAAUAUAUAAAAAUAAGAUUAUGUAGAAACUGUUUUAUAUAUAUAAAUGAAUUAAAAUAUAUAAAUAAUCCAAAUUUAUCUGUAGAUAGAAAAGCUAUAGAUUUACAAAACUCAUUUAAUGAUAUAUCAAAUUGUUACACAAACUUAUGUAGUAAUGUACCUCAAUUAAAUGGAUUAAUAUUAUUAUGUGAAAAUAAUAAAGAAUUUUUAGAUAGCUUUAAAAGUGAAAUUAAACAGUUGGAAGAAAAAAUUCAACAUGAUGUUGACUUUUUAAAUAUUAUGAAAAAAAAAAAUAAUUUUUUAUCAGACAAUACAUUAAUACUUAAUAAAAUGGGGAAAAAUUUAUUAUUAUAUUUGAAAAUUAUAAGAAAUAAAAUUAUUCCAUCAUCUAUUGAGGUUCUAAAUAAAACAAAGGAAUUACUAUAUAACAAAAAAGAAAAUACAUAA
Molecule: messenger RNA, 756 nt
Organism: Plasmodium gaboni
Lineage: Eukaryota; Apicomplexa; Aconoidasida; Haemosporida; Plasmodiidae
Product: putative zinc finger protein
Exons: 1
Coding region: 1-756 (251 amino acids)
Molecular function (GO): metal ion binding
Source: RefSeq, a predicted model, not a curated record